Messenger RNA from Penicillium daleae, 1743 nucleotides. Its product is annotated as GID4/VID24 family protein. NCBI's taxonomy places the organism in Eukaryota, Fungi, Ascomycota, Eurotiomycetes, Eurotiales, Aspergillaceae. Gene Ontology annotation, cellular component: GID complex; extrinsic component of membrane. Gene Ontology annotation, biological process: protein catabolic process in the vacuole; negative regulation of gluconeogenesis; proteasome-mediated ubiquitin-dependent protein catabolic process. Bases 1 to 1743 code for a protein of 580 amino acids. The transcript is spliced from 3 exons. The record is from RefSeq and is a predicted model, not a curated record.
AUGCCGCCUCCCAACUCGGCAUCACACGGCACCCCAGCCUUGUCACCCACCUCACUCGCGCCCGAGCCGUUAUCGCGACGAUCGUCGACUCCCGAUUCCCCAGUUCCUGCAGAGAGCGAUAACGCCCAUGACGAUAAUGUGAACUUCCUGCGAUCUCGCUCCUUAUUGUACAAUCCACUGCUUCCGUCGCUCAGUCGACAUCGCCGUCGUCGAUACCAGACUUCGCACCCCCGACAGAUGGAGGACCUGCCGGCUGACGACCGGAUGGACCUGGACGAGCCCAGUAACCUCCGGUUAUCCGUCGAAAUCAACCGUCGCAUACCUAUCGUUCGUCGCCAACGUGAAGAACCCAGGAAUAUACCUAAUUACGAGAGUCGCCGCUCGAAUUCACGCUCAUUGUAUGGAUGGGCCCCUGGGUCAGAUGACGAGGACGAGGUCCCCCGCCGCGAAGCAUCGGAUGACGACCGGAUCCAGCCUUUCCUCCAUGCUGUUCCAGAUCGCAACGCCACAUCAAGUCGAUCGCGCCGACAUGAACCGACGGCCCGCACGCCACCGAAUGAAGACACGGACUUUCCUUCACAAUGGCUAGAGGAGCCGAUUCCGGUGGAGCUGUUGCAAUCGAUAAGGCGACAACCGAGAUUGGCGAGGACGCGGACACUGGAAAGUUUCCUUUUGGAUGGGCAUGCUGCUCGUUCAAAUGAGGAGUUCGAGGACACGGAACUGACAGGGAGUUCGUCCUCGACAAGGGCUUAUCGAUAUCGCCCACCAAACAGGAGCGACUCGCAUCGACCUCUAACUCACAGCGACCUGCGCGCCAGGGUAGCUGCACAUCGACAACUGCAUUCGAGCGCUCCCGGCGACUCGGUUCUGAAGGAUACAAUCAACUACCUUGAUCGUCUGCGAUACUCCAAUUCCUUCGAGGAAAGCAUCAGCUCUGCGGCCGCGACGGGCUUCAUCUCAUUAGAGAAUUUCUCCUUGAAGGACAGUGACUUCAUUUUGGACAUCAACACCAUAGUGCCACCGGCACCAAGCUCGUGGCUGCGACCUGGAGUGGUCUUCUCUGGCUGCCAGCGAGCCGCGAAUGCGGGCUGUUCUGUUUUGUCACAACGUGUACAAAGUCCCCAUACACCCAACGAACCAGUCAUCGUCAACGGCAGCGACAGCACCCGCAUCAGUGUAUAUACGUCAACCGGGCGACGGUAUCUUGCUAAUGCCCGGGAUGAAAACUGGCCUGUUAAGGUCACGAUUCACAGCAUAAACUACACCGACAUGACGUUGUCUGGUACCAUGGAGGCCUACAAUAUCCCCGACAAGUCCUCACCAAGCCACGAUGCACAUAUUGUGACGUUCCUGGAAGGCGAAAUCAUCGACUUCAACAAACAUACUCUUGAAACCAAGAACUUCAAGGCAGAUGCAGAUAUUGAUAGCACAUAUUGGCGAGAAUUGCAGCCAUUCAAGGAUCUGCCCGAUACUGAGAUUGCCAAGAACCUCGUGAGCAAGAAGUGGAUUACCGAGAAAUUGGUUCAAGGGUGGAUCCUAAUGCGAUGGAAGGAGCGAUGCUUCAUCACCCCAACCGAUGCGCGUCAGGGUCUCACAAUCUCCGGCUUCUACUACAUCUCUCUCCGCCGUGAAGAUGGCCACAUCGAAGGCUUGUACUAUGACCCAGGCAGCUCGCCUUACCAACAACUGUCUCUGAAACCAGAAACGGCGAAAAUGAUUCGUCCAUCCUACAAGUUCCGCUAG